Molecule: messenger RNA, 979 nt
Organism: Clarias gariepinus (North African catfish)
Lineage: Eukaryota; Metazoa; Chordata; Actinopteri; Siluriformes; Clariidae
Gene: adam11
Product: ADAM metallopeptidase domain 11
Exons: 7
Coding region: 212-979 (255 amino acids)
Source: RefSeq, a predicted model, not a curated record
GUUCGGUACCGAGUGCGCGCGCCUCCUCGCCUCAGUUACGGUGGUGUAACGGGAGCCCCCUCCCUCCAUCUCUCCCUCCAUCUCUCCGCGCGCUGCUCGGCCCGGUACCGGGGCUCGGCUCUGUGCAGGACUCUAUACCGGGACACUAUACCGGGACACUGUCCCCGUCCCCGGGGUUUGCCGCUGUGUCUCUCCGCAGUAUGUGAGCGCCAUGCGGGCGGCGCGGUGCCUCCUCCUGUGGGCUGCGGUCUCCGUUACAGGCUGGAGCACCGCAUCGCGGCAAUGGCGAGAGAGAGGAGGAGGGGGAGGGGGGAUCGGUAACGGCCAGGGUGACGGGCGCGCGCUUCGUGAGGGAGAGAUCACGCGGCCGCAGCGGCUCCAUCAGCGCGCGGAUCCCGAGGGCGGAGAGCUCGCGCACGGUCGCCUGGAUACCAGAGCGAGGAGCGGGGACGCCGACGCGCCGCACCCGGUACAUCUCGCUCAACUGUCGUUCCUGGUGAAGACGUUUGGAACCUCAUUCAUCUUGGACCUGGAGCUCAACCAUGAUCUCUUGUCUUCAGACUAUGUGGAGAGACAUUUUGAUGAAGACAGAACACCGUUUAAUAAUCAGGGAGGAGAACACUGUUACUAUCACGGCACACUGAGAGGGGUGAAAGGUUCCUGGGUCGCUCUCGCUACCUGCCAUGGCCUCUGGGGAAUGUUCUCAGAUGGCAACUUUUCUUACGGGAUUGAACCCUUACCACACGUCGAUGAGCAGGUCAGUAAGAGACACUCGAUGCCCCUAGUGGAGUCCAUGUGCACCACGUGUCUAACCGCUGCUGUAGAUCGGCGUCCUCGUGGGGAUGAGCCUGACGUCAGCCACUCUGACCCUCAUGAGUCCCUUAUUCCAGCCAGCGAGCCUCUGUGCACGACCUUAACACACGUUCCAUACAGCGCCCUCUUCAAGGCAGCCAAAAAGUUGUUCAUACAGGUGUUUUGA